UAUCCUUGUGUUUUCUUCUUGGAUGUAAAAUGAAACUUCACUGUGGCGAUGGUUCAAAUCGUUUGGGGCUUCGUUUUGGUAAAUUGUUCCAACUGAAUCAAUUGUCUCUUCACAUUUUCGUCUAACGAGUUCUACUUUGCCUUCAGGUCUCUGCAGUGCCUUCCUUUGGCAAGCCAAGCAUUUGGCGCCUGAAUCAUUGAAGUUCUGGGAGUGAGGUUUUAUAUAGGAUUAUGGUCAAUAUGUCUCAGAAGAUAUUAUUCUAUGGUUUAAAAAGCAGAAACUUUGCCUUGGCUGACAUUCCCAGAGUCCAGAGAGGUGCGUUUUUCUUACAAGCUUUUCAUAUCGCGGAUGCUUUACUUUGAAGGGAUUAUCAUCAUAUCACAUCAUUCUGGAAAGUAUAUUAAGAAGCUUGGCUUUGCACCAUGACGAGUCAUUUCUGCUACAUGAAAUGCAGUAUCUAUGUUGCGCCGUUAUCAUGCAAACGGCCUUGUUUAUCUUCAUUGUUUUACUUUAUAGAGUGCAGUUUUCAGCAACCUAGUUCAUUCUUCUAUUGCAAUCCCCAUCUUUAUUAUUCAUAUUAUUAUCAUCAUCAUCAUCAUACCUAGUGUAUCCCGCCCAUAGAAUAAUCAUUAGCAGGGUCUGGGAAAGGAAGGAUUGCAGCAACUCAUACCCAUAAAGGUGUUUAAUGUGUCCUGCAGGGUCGGCCUGCACAUCUAUACAGGUUAAUGAUUUUGUUGCAUUUACGAUCAUAACUGAUGCAAAUGCAUCAGGGAACAAUGGCCAUGACAAUGUGCAAGGAACCAGCCCAAAAUAGAUAUCCGUUUCACUUAUGCUAGAAGGCCCAAGAAGAAGUCACUAGAAGAUGGUUGAAGCUGCCAACCUGGACGAUCAUUACAGUUUUGAGUAGAGGGUAAUGUAGUAAAUUUAGAAGAAAGUUUGUUAAGAGUUUGUUAGCCCAGAUACUUUGUUAAGAGCAUACUUGAGGAGGUUUGUUAUGAACCUGUUAUAUAAUAAGAGAAUGAGGUAGAAGAGAAGGCAGGAAAUUUUAUUAUCAAACACAUAGUGUUACUGGGAGAGCACCUUCCUCUCGAAAGAAGGAUCUUGUAAUAGUCAAUCACUGUGUGCAAAUAGCAAUCCACAUUCUCUAAAUCAUUCUUCCUUUCUCUUCUUUUACUGUAAUACUCUGGUUCCCAGCACAAUGCUAAUCAGGAACAGGACAGUGAUCCCAACUUGUCUUCUACGCCAAAUACUCAUGAAGACCAAGGGUCAAGCGUUGACACCUCUCAUACAUCAGGCAUAGACCUAAGAACACGCAUUGGGGCUGAGAAACUCAAAGCCUUGCAGAAACUAGCAUUCUGAGCUUAAGGGACAUAACAGAUAGCAGCAAAGGAACAACAGGAGAAUCUGACGAACAGCAGACCUUGCUGACCAUCCUGUGCACAGACCGAGAACAUCUGGACCAGGAGGAAGACAGGAGCGUCAUCUCUCUACAUGGACCAAGCCAUAGAGGGCCUAGAGUCUUACUAACAAUCCACCAGGAAGCCGGUAAUACGCGUUGAAGGAGGCCUGGCCAGCAGACGAAGAAAAUCAGAAAAUUGGCUAAGUGUUUGCCUUCUGUUCAUAUUUCUGUUUUGUUAGUUUUCCACGUGUAUUAGGCAAGUUAAUUGUAACGGCUAGUUUUAGAUACCAAACUCUAUAAAUACAUAGGCUCUCAUGUAAUAGACACGUUUUCAUUUGAUCAAUCAAUAUUCUGAGGUAUUUUUCAGAGAAGUUUCAUUUUCUGUUUUGUGAAGUUUUUGUGCAAACUUCAUCAAGUUGUGAGACAACUUGGCCGGAGAGUUUGAAGAGUUACGUAGAAACUUGGAUUCUCAACGGAACCUUGCAAUCAAGGCUUCAAUAUCCUUGCAUUGUAAUAGUCAUAGGAUCGUUAUCCCAAACAGGCAAAGGGCAACAAUCACCCUCGUCAGAAAAUCAAGAAGGUCUUUCUUUGGCUGUUGUGAGUGUCUGUGCAUUUGUUUGUGAAGUAAUUCGGAUUUCUGAAUGCACCAUUGAUUAAGGUUGAUUAACAACGAGAAUCAGUGCAUAACAAAGGCCAUAAUCAGCCCUUUGUUUUGCAUCAACUUGGUAUCAGAGCGCAAUUAUGAAUUGGGAAAGGGUAGUACAAAGUAGCAGUUUGAGGAAAGAGGUUUCAUAUUGUUUCUGGGAAUUUCGAAGGAAAGGCGCUGGGCGAUUUUUUGAAAUCGUCAUACAAAAUCAAUCAUCAGUGAUUUUACGGCAUACAGGGAUAAAAGAUACACGCCAUUACAUUGGGAUUGUUUUCAUGCAUUUUUAUUUUUCGCAUUCGUCUUGUCAUAAAUUGUUUGUGUGCAUUGCUGGAUAUUUAGCUGUCUCUGGUCGAACGGAUAUGACCAUGGAGGAAAGAUUUGGGAUGCUAGAGGAGAACAUGCGUAUUGUUAUGCAGACUUUGAACCAAUUACGGAUAGGCAACCAUAACGAUAGAGCACCAAACCCUAAUUUGCAACCAUACGAGGAUCGAACAAUGAAGUUAGAUAUCCCUGAAUUUGAUGGACUUUCACAUGACCCAACCAAAUAUCUAGAAUGGGAAGGAAGACUGGAACAAUACUUUGAAUUUAGGGAAACACCAUUGGACCACCAGUUCAAGGUAGCUAAGGUGAAAUUGAUUAAGUCAGCUGCGGUUUGGUUAGAGGGGAUUCAGAAACAGAGACUUAGGGAGGAAAGAAAUAGGAUCAACACUUGGGGAAAACUUAGAAAACACAUGAGAAGAAGAUAUGUCCCAAAAUCCUACAAACAACAACAGUAUGUGCAACUCAAUGCCAUGAAACAAGGGAAUAGAUCAGUGCAGGAGUUCAUGAAUGAAUGGGAAAGAUUAUAUGUUUUGUGUGACAUCCAUGACCCUGAGGACAUGAGGGUAAGCAGGUUUGUAGCAGGAUUGAGAGAGGAAAUUAGGGAUAACAUGAUGAUUACGCCUGACCUCACUCUACAUGCAGCAAGCUUACAUGCUAUUGAGGUUGAGAAGUAUCUGAAAAGGUUAGCGGCUGCACACACUAAGACCACCAGGACCUACAACCCUAAGAACACCGGUAGCUUCACCACACCUAGAAAGGAAGUACAGAAUACUGGACCCAAGAGCAAUACAGCAAGAACAGAGCCCCCCACGAACUCUAAGGAUGUGAUAUGUUUUAAGUGCAAUGGAAGAGGUCACUACAAGAGGGAUUGUCCUAAUGCUAGAGCCUUUACCAUGAGAGAGUGGAAUGACAUUAGGCAAAACACCAACCCCAAGAGAAUGUUAGUCUCAAGGAAUGGGCAAGAAGAAGAGAUUGACCCACCUAACCUUAGUGAUGAAGAUGGUACUUAUUUGGAAGAUGAAGAAGGGAACAGACGCAUAUAUGAGGGAGAUACUGAGGAGGAAGAAGAGGGAGAUUUGGAGAAGAUCCCACCUGAGGAAGAGCAUGUUAGUUUAAUCAUUAGGAGAAGCUUCCACACUACACCCAUGGCAAAAAAAGUCUGACCAAAGGGAGAA
Messenger RNA from Amaranthus tricolor (Joseph's coat), 3541 nucleotides. RefSeq lists its product as uncharacterized. NCBI's taxonomy places the organism in Eukaryota, Viridiplantae, Streptophyta, Magnoliopsida, Caryophyllales, Amaranthaceae. The transcript is spliced from 2 exons. The record is from RefSeq and is a predicted model, not a curated record. The coding region runs from base 2141 to 3529 and encodes 462 amino acids. Gene Ontology annotation, molecular function: nucleic acid binding; zinc ion binding.